Messenger RNA from Colletotrichum higginsianum IMI 349063, 2685 nucleotides. RefSeq names its product Periodic tryptophan protein 2. Gene Ontology annotation, biological process: ribosomal small subunit assembly; maturation of SSU-rRNA from tricistronic rRNA transcript (SSU-rRNA, 5.8S rRNA, LSU-rRNA). NCBI's taxonomy places the organism in Eukaryota, Fungi, Ascomycota, Sordariomycetes, Glomerellales, Glomerellaceae. Gene Ontology annotation, cellular component: Pwp2p-containing subcomplex of 90S preribosome; small-subunit processome. The record is from RefSeq and is a predicted model, not a curated record. The coding region runs from base 1 to 2685 and encodes 894 amino acids. The transcript is spliced from 3 exons. Gene Ontology annotation, molecular function: protein binding.
AUGAAGACCGAUUUCAAGUUCUCCAAUUUACUGGGCACGGUAUACUGCCAGGGCAACCUGCUCUUCAGCCCCGAUGGCACUCAUCUGUUCUCGCCCGUGGGGAACAGGGUCACUGUCUUCGACCUCGUGAACAAUAAGUCGCAUACCCUACCCUUUGCUCAUCGCAAGAACAUCGCCCGAAUCGGCCUCACUCCUCGAGGAAACCUGCUGCUCUCCAUCGACGAGGAUGGCCAGGCCAUUCUGACAAACGUCCUCCGCCGAAUCGCCAUUUACCGAUUUUCGUUCCGCUCCUCCGUGAAUGCGCUCUCAUUUUCGCCCUCCGGACGUCACUUCGCUGUUGGCUUGGGUCGCAAGAUUGAGGUUUGGCAUGUCCCGUCCACUCCGGAUGCGAACGCCGAGGGCGAACUGGAGUUUGCACCGUUCGUCAAAUACCACACCCACACUCAGCACUUCGACGACGUGCGCAGCAUCGAAUGGUCCAGCGACUCCCGAUUCUUCCUCAGUACUUCCAAGGACUUAACCGCGAGGAUAUGGAGCUUGAACCAGGAGGAGGGCUUCGUACCGACGGUGCUGUCCGGUCACAAGCAGGCCGUGGUUGGCGCCUGGUUCUCCGAGGACCAGGAGACAAUCUACACCGUGAGCAAGGACGGCGCCGUGUUCGACUGGAAAUACGUCGGGAAGCCGGUUCGCGACGAGGACGAGAUGGUCGACGUCGACGAGGACGACAUGCGCUGGAGGAUCGUCGACCGACACUACUUCAUGCAGAACAGCGCGCAUGUUCGAUGCGCAACCUUCCACCCCGAAUCCAACCUCCUCGUCGCCGGUUUCUCCAACGGCACUUUCGGCCUCUACGAAAUGCCCGACUUCAACAUGAUCCACACCUUGAACAUUUCGCAGAACGAUAUUGACUUCGUGACGAUCAACAAGAGCGGAGAGUGGCUGGCGUUUGGUGCAUCGAAGCUUGGGCAGCUACUGGUGUGGGAGUGGCAGUCCGAAUCGUACAUCCUCAAGCAGCAGGGCCACUUCGACUCGAUGAACAACCUAGUCUAUUCCCCCGACGGACAGCGCAUCGUCACGAUCGCUGACGACGGCAAGAUCAAGGUGUGGGAUACCGAGUCCGGGUUCUGCAUCGUCACCUUCACCGAGCACACAAGUGGCGUGACAGCCUGCGAGUUUUCCAAAAAAGGCAACGUCCUCUUCACAUCCAGCUUGGACGGUUCAGUGCGAGCGUGGGAUCUCAUCAGAUUCAGAAACUUCCGGACGUUCACGGCACCCACGAGGCUAUCAUGGUCGUGUAUGGCCGUCGAUCCCAGCGGCGAGGUCGUCGCUGCCGGGUCCCUGGACUCCUUCGACAUCCACAUUUGGUCUGUGCAAACGGGCCAGCUGUUGGAUCAGCUAACCGGUCACGAGGGCCCGGUCUCGGCCCUGGCCUUCACACCAAACGGAGACUCGCUCGUCAGUGGUAGUUGGGACCGCACCGCGAGGAUCUGGUCCAUUUUCAACAGAACACAGACCAGCGAGCCCCUGCAGCUGCAGGCCGACAUCCUCGAUAUUGCCGUCAGACCCGACUCGUUGCAGCUGGCCAUUUCGACGCUGGACGGCCAGCUGUCUUUCUGGUCCAUCACGGAUGCCGAGCAGGUGUCUGGGGUGGACGGACGUCGCGACGUGUCUGGCGGACGCAAGAUCACCGACCGGAGGACGGCGGCCAACGUGGCCGGGACGAAGAGCUUCAACACCAUCCGCUACAGCACGGAUGGAAGCUGUUUGCUCGCCGGUGGCAACAGCAAGUACAUCUGCCUGUACUCCGUGCACACCAUGGUUCUCCUGAAGAAGUACACGGUCAGCGUCAACCUGUCCUUGUCCGGCACACAAGAGUUCCUCAACAGCAAGCUCCUCACCGAUGCCGGCCCCGACGGCCUGAUCGAUGACCAGGGCGAGGCCUCGGACCCCGAGGACAGGAGAGAUCUCACCCUGCCCGGUUCGAAGCGCGGCGACCCCUCGUCGAGGAAGAAGCUGCCGGAGGUUCGCGUCUCGGGUGUGGCCUUCUCUCCCACUGGCACCGCCUUCUGCGCCGCCUCCACCGAGGGAUUGCUCAUCUACAGCCUCGACAACCUGAUGCAGUUCGACCCGUUCGACCUUAACAUGGAGAUCACACCCGCGUCGACGCUCGCCGUGCUCGAGAACGACAAGGACUACCUCAAGGCGCUGGUCAUGGCUUUCCGCCUCAACGAGGCCGGCCUCAUCAAGCGCGUUUUCCUCUCAAUACCGCACACGGACAUCGCACUCGUCGUCCAGGACACGCCCAUCGUCUACGUGCCUAGGCUGCUGCGCUUCGUCGCUGCGCAGACGGAGGAGACGCCGCACAUUGAGUUCUGCCUGCUCUGGGUCAAGGCGCUGGUGGACAAGCACGGCGCCUGGCUCACGCAGCACCGGAGCAAGGUGGACGUCGAGCUGAGGGUCGUCGCGCGAGCGGUCUCGAGGAUGCGGGACGAGAUCAGAAGGCUCGCCGACGACAACGUGUACAUGGUGGAUUACCUGGUGGGCCAGGCGGACGAGAAGGAGACGAGUGGCGUAAAAAUGCUGGAUUUGGCCGCGUUUGACCACCCCGCGAAGACACUGGCCAUCGGGGACGCCGACGAGGGCCAGAGCGACUCGGAUGGCGAUGGGUGGGUCGGGCUGGACUAG